CUUUGUCUGAGUGUAGAAGUAACAGCUGCAAAAUGAAAUUUCAGUGGUUCAUGUUCAGAGCUCUGUGGAUUCUCCUCAUUUUACCAACUUUCAGUGGAGAAAGCCUGUGCAAAAGUGAACUUUUACUAAGCAGUAACAUUUCUACUGAGCUCCAGUCUGAUGUCCUGCUGCCGUGUAACUUUAAUCCAACUCUCCUCGGAUCAGAUAAGACUGCAGAUAUAGCAGUAGUGUGGAGUCAGAGGAACACAACAAUACACAAUCUAGUGGAGAUCACUCUACAGGGAAAUGUGUUGUUUUGGGAUACUAAAGGUGGACGUAUCAAGACGUUCGCUAAGCUCUCUGAAUCAGGAAACUUCUCCAUCCUCCUUCAGAAAGUGCAGCCGUAUGAUCUGGGUCUCUACCACUGUGAGCUGUUUAACGGGACCGGCUGCAGAAUUGCGUAUCAGGAGCUUCACCUGCUUGUCAGCAUCCAACAAAGCCAUCAGUUAAUGUGGAGCACAGUUGGAGCAUUCUCAGGAGGAAUUGUGCUGCUUGCUGUAUUCACAACCUGUUUGUUACAUGCAAAACGCAGACAGAAUAUCACUGUUAUCGAAUCUGACUAUGAAAACGUUGUGGGUGCAACAGCACACUCAGACAGAGGAAGUAAGCAGUCUGUGGUAUUUGAUAACCAAACUUUGAUCUGUUAUAUAACACUAAAGCCUCUAGUAGUGACUCAGAUUUAAACCUUUAAUAAUAACUAUCUAAUUAACCAUAAUAAUAAAUGCUCUUUAGAUCCAGAGCUUAUCAGUUUCAAAUGCUGUGCUAUAAGUGCAUCAUGUGUU
Ictalurus furcatus (blue catfish) is the source of this 821-nucleotide messenger RNA. RefSeq lists its product as uncharacterized. The coding region runs from base 33 to 722 and encodes 229 amino acids. The transcript is spliced from 5 exons. The record is from RefSeq and is a predicted model, not a curated record. Lineage: Eukaryota; Metazoa; Chordata; Actinopteri; Siluriformes; Ictaluridae.